AUGUCUCAAACACAGGAAAAGGCGCAAGAGAAGCUCAUCGAGUCGACUUCGUCGGUGCCUCAGAGCACGGCGGCACAGCAGAGCGACAAUGUUGCGCAUGCGCUGGCGGGCGCUGGUGGAGGACUACUGUCCAUGGCCUUGACCUACCCGCUCAUCACCCUCUCUACCCGCGCCCAGGUCGAAUCGAAGCGCGCCCAGUCGUCGACGCUCAAUGCCGCGCGCCGCAUCAUCAAGCGCGAGGGCGUCGCAGGCCUCUACGCAGGCCUCGACUCGGCCCUCUUCGGCAUCAGCGUCACAAACUUUGUCUACUACUACUGGUACGAAUGGACCCGCUCCUUCUUCGAGAAGGCCGCGCUCAAAGCCGGUCGCGCUUCCUCGAAGCUCACAACCGUCGAGUCCAUGAUGGCGGGCGCCCUCGCUGGUAGCGCCACCGUCCUCAUGACCAACCCCAUCUGGGUGGUAAACACGCGCAUGACAACGCGCAAGUCGGAGGCCUCGGACGAGUCGCUCCCAGGCGCUCCUGCAACCCCGCAGAAAGCCCCGUCGACGCUCGGCACCCUCUUCGCCCUUGUGCGCGAAGAGGGCUUUGCGCGCUUGUUCGCCGGUGUCAUGCCUGCCCUGGUCUUGGUCAUCAACCCCAUUCUCCAAUAUACCGUCUUCGAGCAGCUCAAGCAGAUGCUCGAGAAGAGGAGGCGUGUCACACCAAAGGACGCCUUCUACCUGGGUGCCCUGGGCAAGUUGUUGGCCACGAGCAUUACCUACCCGUACAUCACUGUCAAGAGUCGCAUGCACGUUGCCGGCAGAGAUGGACCCAAGGAGGAUAUGAUGACCACCUUCAGGCGCAUCAUCAGGGAGGAGGGGUACACUGGCUUGUAUGGAGGCAUCGGACCUAAGGUCACCCAGAGUGUUAUUACUGCCGCCUUCCUCUUCGCCUUCAAAGAUGCGCUGUACGCCUACACUGUCCAGGCACGCAAGAAGCUUGCCAUGCGCCGUGCCUAG
This is a messenger RNA of Alternaria postmessia, 999 nucleotides long. RefSeq lists its product as uncharacterized. Gene Ontology annotation, cellular component: peroxisomal membrane. Gene Ontology annotation, molecular function: ATP transmembrane transporter activity; NAD transmembrane transporter activity; ADP transmembrane transporter activity. The transcript is spliced from 4 exons. The record is from RefSeq and is a predicted model, not a curated record. The coding region runs from base 1 to 999 and encodes 332 amino acids. Lineage: Eukaryota; Fungi; Ascomycota; Dothideomycetes; Pleosporales; Pleosporaceae.